AGCCCAGCAGCCUCUGCCCCUGGAUCUCAUCUCCAAAUGAAGAUUCGCAUCUCUCAGCCAGAGCGUCCCGACAUGUUCGCCUGAACCCGGCAGCCUCUACGCCGCCUGGACACUCACCGUACGGAGACUUUUGCGUCCGUUUUUUUCCUUUCAUUUAUUUGCGCGCAAACGUUUCCUCACAACUUUUACUGGAAGAUUGUGGAAAAACUCCGGGAAAUUGUUUCGUGCCGAUGCGCCCGGUGUGGCCGGAGACAGCGCUGGAAGGACCGAGAGAGAGCCGGGAGGCAGGAAAGGGGACCAGUGCAGUCUGAAGGGGGACGUACAUGUCUCCUGUCUCUCAUCACCGAGGUUUCUACUUCCUGUGACAUCAGCACACAAUGCCUGAGGGGUCACGCCGUGGCUGUCAGCGAUCGCCCAGUUCAACAGCCACCAAGCGUCCCUCAUCGGUCUCGUCUCUGAGUGGGAUUGUGGGUAGGAUGAUGUCAUCCGGUGACCGAGGAGCCUCGUCUUCCUCCUGCACCUCCGUCAACACAGUUUGCUCAGAUGGCGAGCGUCCGGCCUCCCUCUCCCUCUCAUCCUCCACCUCCUCAGUCUCCUUGCAUGAGGCUUCCCACUCAUCUUCGUCCUCCUCUUCCUCGCUACCUUAUGGCGCCGUCCCAGCAUACAUCGCGUCCUCCACGCCAAAGAGGAACGGCUCAGACAUCAGUCUGGACCUCACUCCAUUGGUCACCCCACAUGGAGGAGGGGCGUACGCUGCUAGAACAGCAGAAGGACACAGCUCUCAUGGUCAUGUAGCCGAUGGAACAUCAGUGGUGGUGCCAGUCACGCCCCGGCAGCUGUCCAGGCUGGAGAGGGUUGUGAUGGAGAUUGUGGAGACAGAACAAGCCUACGUCAGAGAUCUGAAGAACAUCGUGGAGGACUACCUGGGCUGCAUCAUCGACUGUGGAGCGCUGCCUCUGAAGCCAGAGCAGGUCAGCACUCUGUUCUGCAAUAUCGAGGACAUCUAUGAGUUCAACAGUGACCUGUUGGAGGACCUGGAGAGAAGUCCUCACGCUGCAGCCAUCGCUGAGUGCUUUGUAGAACGGAGUGAAGCCUUUGACAUUUACACACUCUACUGCAUGAACUACCCCAACUCGGUGGCCGUACUGAGGGAGUGCAUGAACAAUGAAAAACUUGUUCGCUUCUUCCAGGAGAGACAGACAACUUUGAACCAUUCCUUACCUCUGGAGACGUACCUGCUCAAACCAGUGCAGAGGAUUCUCAAGUACCACCUACUUCUACAGGAACUCUCUAAGCACUUUGACAAGAGUGCUGCGGGAUAUGAGGUCAUCGAGGACGCCAUCAUCACCAUGACAGCUGUGGCCUGGUACAUUAAUGACAUGAAGAGGAAACAGGAACAUGCUGUGAGGCUGCAGGAAAUUGAAUCAUUGCUGGUAAAUUGGACUGGACCAGACCUCAGUGGGUUUGGAGAACUGGUUCUGGAAGGUUCCUUUAAGGUCCAAAGAGUGAAAAAGGAGCGAGCGUUCUUCCUGUUUGAUAAGAUGCUGCUGAUCGCCAAGAAGAGACUGGAGCAGUUUGUCUACAGCACACACAUAUUUUGCUGCAACCUGCUGCUGGUGGAGACCUUAAAGGACCCGCUUUGUUUCAAAGUGUCAGACCAGACCAUUCCCAAACAGCAGCACGUCGUCCAGACCAAGAACCAGGAGGAGAAGCGACUGUGGGUUCACUACCUCAAGAAACUGAUCGUGGAGAACCAUCCAACUUCCCUCCCACAGAAGGCGAGACAAGUCCUGGGAGACAACUUCUGUCAAUUUCCCACCUUUGGAGAGGACCAUGUGAAGAAGACCAGUGCAUCUCCACAGCUGGACGACAUCCAGGCCUAUCACCGGGGCAGACGUCAAUCAGGUCAGGAGCCUCCAGAGCUCCUCAUGUACACACCUGAGAAGUCCAGGAAGAGUCUGCCACUGCUGCUGGAGGGAAACUUACCCUGCAGACGCACCAGGAGACAGUCAGCCCCAGCCAAAGACAUUGAAGAGGCAUUUGUUUCUAAUGGAGUUCCUGGAGCUUUGAAGCAGGCAGACAGUGAGGGGGCGCUGUGUCCAUCUGAAAGUCUGGACUCAGCAGGCAGCAACAGCACACUGGCCUCCUCUGUCAUCGAGGUGGAGGCUGAGCGUGUUGAGUUAGGUCUGACCCCCCAGCUUAGACCCCGACAGGAGGAGGAGGAAGCAGAGGAGGCAGAAGAAGAGUUGGCUCCUCUUAUUCCUUCUCCCACUCUGUCCAUCACUGAGGAGAUCCUGGAGUUUAUUAACCAAAGCAGAGUCAGGGAAGGGCUAUCUAUCCACCCCAAGGACACAGUUCUGGAUCAUCUCAAAGACAGUCAACAUAUAAAGGACCAGAACAACUUCACCUGCCCGUUACCCCCACUUGUGAGCCCCUCCAGUCCAGAAGAAAAGUCUGAGAGUCAUCAGGAGGAAGAGAGUACAGAGAAGGACAAUGAUGAGGUCAUUCAAGAUCAGAGCAACGACCAUGAGACCCCAACAAAUGAGGCUGAAGAAGGUUUCAGUCAAACACCACAGGUGGAAAAGGGAGUGGAGGAAGGUGAGGAAAAUCAAGAAGAAGAGUUAGGAAAGGAAAGAGAAGAGGAGGAAACCCUGUGUGAUAGUGUGGGAGAAGCCACCAGCGCUGCUGCUGCUGCUGCUGCUGCUGCUGCUGCUGCUGCUGCUGCUGCUGCUCCAACAUCAGAUGUCCACGUCUCAAUCGCAGCACAGGAAUCAGAAGAAGAGGUCCACAAGGGCACAGCCAACAUUACACAUCCAGAUGUCUUUAUUCAACCUACCCAGAAAUGUCAUUCCUCCACAAAAAGCCCCCACCUCACCAAACUGGACAAAAAGAUCAUUGAAAAGAUUCGUAGUUACUACGAGGCAGCCGAAGCUGAAAAGAACAAAGAAGGAGAAGAAGAAGAUGGAGAAGAUGUGGGAGGAAGACGGAGGAAUAGUUUCUCACAAAUCCCAUCUGGGUUGGUGAAGGAGUCGGUCUCACGUUUUACUGUGACUUGUCAUCAGGUGGAGACAGAGAGUGGGCCAUCCAGGGAGACUGAAGGAGAGACGGAGCCCUGUUCCCUCAGUGAUUCAGUCCAUUCCAGCACUGGUCUCUCAGUUGGCACAGAGGAGGACAGAUCUGGACAUGAAGCAGUGAACUCCCUGGAUCAGGAAGAAAACUCCACUGAGACGUCUCCGUCUGACAGCGGUACCCACAACCAGGAUCAGUGUGGACCGGAUGAAGGAGAGGAAAAUGGAACCAUCUCGACAGAACCUUCACAGGAAGAACACGAGGGUCAGGAGGAGGAGGAGGAGACAAGUGAUCUAGUGACAGGUGAGGAAGGUAGGACAUAUCCGGCAGGUGAAGGUCUGUCUGAUUCUGAAAGUCACACAUGCAGAGAUGAAACACCUGAAAUAUGUGGUGAAAACCCAGACACAGAGAAUGUCUGUGAUAUGAACCAAGCAGAACCAAAGACAAAGGAACUUUUGACACCUUCAUCGUCCACUGAAACCACAACUCAGUCAGCCCAGACAACAAACCAGCACACAGACCAGACCAGCAGGACUGCUGAAGUUCUUCCCAGUCAGAUAAAAGCCGGUCGAUGGUCCCAACACUCCAGGAUCGUCACUAAUAACCGAGCCUUCUUUGAGAACAUGGGCUCAGAUGUAGCUGGUAUUGGAUCGUUUGUAUCUAGUCCUGUUGUGGACCCUGUGCUGAUUGAAAACUCAGAACGUAUUUUGAGUAAGGUUCAAACACUGGCACAGAUGUACAGUGCUAAAGCCAGCACCAUGAAAGUUCCUCUACAUCAGAAACGGUCCUUCAGUACCUGGAACCAGUCCAGAGCCUGGUCCCAAUUCUCUGGACCCUCAACACAGGCCAACUCUAGAACUCAGACACAUCUUCAGACCCAAACACAAAUCAAACCUGGACUGAAAGUCAGUCAGUCAGAAACCAGCAGAGAAGCUAAACCUCACCACCAGUCCCCGUCUGAGACCAGUGAUCAGCACCAAACACGGAACAAAACUGAAGGCCAUGUGUUGAGUCAGAAACUGACCCAUUACCAAAACAAGAACCAAAUCCAGAACCCGGUUCAUACAAUGAGUUUGGAGAACCAGAGGAUCCAGGAGCAAAAGACCUUGAGGAGAGCAGACGGUGGAACUGAUGAUCCUGUGACUGUGAGAACGUCCUGUGAACCACAUUCAUCUGUGACAGAACCGCAGACCUCAGCCAGUCUUCCCCAGUCAAACCAAUUUACCCUGUCCAGACCCAGGGACUUCAUCUUUGCCUUGACCAAAGACAGAGACCUCGCUGUGGGCAGCAGCUCAGGUGUCAGCUCCCUGUCAGAGCAGUCGUCCAGCAGCAGCCAGUCACCCACACUGACCUCUGGUCCUGGAGUAACUGACCUCCUGGCUUCAAAAACAUCCUUCAGAGGAGUUUGUGUAGAUGCUCAGAGGCCUGCUGAGAAAAUAGAUCCAGGUCAACAAGCUGAACAGCAUGGAAACAGAUAUGAACACAAAUACAAACAGGAAAUACUUACCACAGAUGAGCAUGUGUUGGAGAAACAGUUGCGACACCACAACAGCAAAGAUGGUUUGAUCUCAGAUCAGUCUGGACACGCCUCUUCUGGAGAGCUGCUAGUGAAGGUAGAGUGCGCAAAAAUUCAAGUAGAGACUCCCCCGCAAGAGCAGCAGCACCUGGAGAACGGAAGUGUCAAAGCCUCACCUACAAAUUCUUCAUCACAAACCCAGAAGGUUCUACAGGAUUCAGCUGUGAAUUUCUCAGACAUGCUGUCGUUUGUCACGUCAUCAGGAGAGAUGGUUACGUCCUCACCUCUAUCAGUUCACUUUUCAGAACCAAAGCACUCUGCUUCUGUGCAGUCUGUAGACUGUCUGCCAACCUUCACUAGCCAGAGGCCACCAGAUCUUCCAUCUGCUGUGGGUGAACAGACCCAGGUCAACAGCUGGAACGUCAGCAGCAUCCAACCCAACACACACAGGGAGAGAACUGGUCCAUCGGGAUCUCCAGACAUCUGUCCAGUCUUCAGUCUGUCAACCAACACAUGCCAACCUUCCAGAAUGUUCUCACAGACAUCAGUUGUCAUGGAUCAACCCAGGUCCACACUAGAACACUCCCAGGAGUCAUCUGCCUUCAGGCCGAGCCUCAGAUACUGCUCCCCUUCUCCUGGCAGGACCUGUUCACCUUCCUCUUCCUCCUCCUCCUCAUCUUCUUCUGCUGCCUCCUGUGUCCAGGCACCUCCCGGUGUACCUGUUGAAGGCAGCACCCCAGCAAACACAGCUCUCAGUGCUCUUUCCUGUUUGUCUCCUACUCUAUCGUCUGGCAGAUGUUCUUCAGUCACUCAACUCUCUCCUCCCCCAUCCUCCUUCUCCUCCUCCUCUUCUUCUAUGAGGUCUUCAUCUGAAAGGAUCCAAAGUUGUAACUCACCCACAGUUUCCUCCUCCCUCUGCUCCUCACCUAUAGCCUCGUCAUCUGCAUUCACCAAAUCUUUAGCCGCCUCAUGUAUCAGUCAAUCCAUCAGUCAGAACAUGGCCAAACUAAAUAGUGUCCGGCAGCAGGUACCAUCCAGGGGGUCAGAAACCCAAAGCCCCUCCCCGCAUUCACCUUUACCCUCCUCUAAUCUACGAUGGCGUUCACCUUCCCCCAAACCGGGGCAGAGACUGAGCAGUGGUACACCGACCUAUGGACAGUUAGGGUGCUCAAAGGAUGGUCACCAACACCUGAGAUUCCCACCCUCCUCUCCACACUCCCAUCACUCCUCUCUGCUCACCGAUCAAUCACCUCCUGCCUCUCUUUCCCAGCGUUGUCCCUCUCCAUAUAAAGCUACAGCCAGUCCUCAGUCUCCUCACCUCUCUUCUUCUCACCCAUCAUUCCUUCAUCCUAAAAAUGUCACCACACACAAUUCAAACAACAACAACAACAACAACAACAUCAGGACGGCUGUUCGUACAGCGGACAUCCAUGAUGUCGGUGGUUGUAGUGUUAAUGGAGGUGUCAGUAAUGGACCCUGGUCAAGAGCUUCACAUAACAUGACCCUGACUGACUGUAGCACCGAUGCCACAGUGAAUCCACACUCCCAUGAUUCUCUCUGGUCUGGGUCCUACAACCGUGUAGCCCGCCCUUUUUCCACGUCUGAGCCCAGCUCAAGAGUUCAGUCUCCAUCUCCAUCCCCAAGCCCAGCUUCAUUUUCUCGUUUCUGUUCUCCCCCUCCUCCUCAUAAUUACUUCUCACCUAUGGCAAACAAACCUCCACACCCCCGGAGUGCAAAGGCAGCUCAUGGAAGCACCCAUAAUCCUCUAGGCCUGACAAUAGAACUACCCUCAGCCUCAACAUCCAGUUCAGUAUCCAUGUGGUCCCCCUCCUGUCCCAGCCCCCGUAUCCUCUCUCCACCUCCCAUUGGCGUAUCACCAAGUAUGUGGUCACAUAAUGUUGCAGCCCCUCAACCCAGAAACCCUAGACCUGCUUCCUCCUCCUCUAUUCCUUUUUCCUCCUUACACUCGGCCACAGUGGAGUUUUCCCCACAUCAUCCAAACUCCAUGGUUCAGCGGCAAAGCUCUGGUCCUCAUCCUACCACACCCCCAAACUCCACCCAUUUACUUCGUAGAUCUUACUCUUCUAAUUUGAUGGACAGACCCCCGAGUCCAGUCAGAAGCAACUCUACUGGACUACAUUGCUCCUGGACAGAGAGCAGUUGCAGAUCUUAUGGUGUCAGUGGGAGAAGGUCCGUAGACCAGCAAGAACCCAGUCCACGUAGUCCAAGAAGUGGCUGGAGGUCCAGCAGUAGUUUCACCUCCUGCCUCAGUCCUGGAGCCAGGGUUCAGUCCCCUCUGUCACCUGGUAGGGUCACACCCGCGAAGAGCGGCGGGCAGCACUUCACCUGUGAACCAUGGCACGAUGUACAAAACCUUUCAAACACAUGUAACGGAACUGAGGGACCUGAUACUAAUACGACCUUCCCCAUCAUUUCCUCGUCUCCUUCUCCACUUUCCCCAGUCUCCCAGAACUUCCCCUGCUCUCUGGCUCCGUCAGACAGUCAGGCCGACUGGGGAGACCCCGAGGUAGAAGAAGGUCACUGUCGUAGUCAGAUCAUCUGCGCUUACAUCGCCCAGCCUCUCUGUCAGUCAGACCUGUCCUCAUCAUGUCUCACCCUGUCCUCUUCAGAUAUGAUGUCAUCAUCACCUCCUUCCUAUCAGAACUACCCAUUCCAAGUGGCAUCCACUCCUCAUGUCCAAAUCACUUUCAAAACACCUCCAGCGUCUUCAGACCGCUCUAGCCUUACCCCAAAUUCACCACCCUUACCCUUUGACAACUCUCCUCCCAGCAGACCAGGGAGUCAGAAGACCAGUUACGCCACCACCGUCAACCUCCAGAUAGCUGGAAGUGGUAGAAUAACGUCUUUAAGUACUGCCCAGGUCAGCCUGACCCAAACCCUGCAGGGAGGAGCUGGAAGCAGAAGCUCUGGACAAGGACAGAUGGUGAGGAGGGUGAGCAUCAACGGUCUUUCUCACCUUCCUUCCUCUCUUCACUAGAGAUUUCAAGGAAAGGAAACAAAUAAAACAGAUACAAAGGUUGGAAAGAAGUGAAUACAUUUAAAUAAAUAAAAAACCACUGGGAGCGAAGGUCGGAUGAACUUGAACUAAGAAUGAAAACAAACUUCGAACAAUCAGGUAUUUUGACCUUGGGACAAGAAGAGACAACAUUGAACACUUGACAUAAUGGGCGAAUAUUUAAUGACUGAUCGAGUAGAUGAUCCUGACCCUGGACUGUGUUUAUUUCCACUCUGAGAUGCCAGUGUAAGGGCUGUAGAGAUGCAGAUGUUGAAGCCGGUGUGGAUUCAUUUACUGUAUGUAUCUAUAAAUGAGAGGCUGGGCUUUUGUUAAGGUCUGAGUGUGUCAACCGCUUCACUCUGCUCUGUCAUCUGUAUUCUUCCUCUGGCUGUAUGAGCUCUGAUAGGUCACAUUAUUAACCUUGAUGCACAGUCUCACAGUCAGAGUAGCUGUUGAAUUGGCCUGAGUCUGGUAGUAAACACAGGGUCCAACAGUUGGAGCUCUGUGUGAGACGUCCAAGUCUGUCCACACUGAGACUUCAUACUGUCCACAGUUCUCAGUGUUUGAUACAAUCACACUUGGUUUAUUGGUGUUGUUUUUACUCUGACUGUCUGAGGACACAGGUUAUUAUUAAUCUGUCUUCUUUAUUAUUUGUUGUUAUAAUUCAAAUGUAUUAUUAACCUCUAUUAUUUUUAUUAUUAUUUUAUUUUUUAUUUAUGAAGUUAGUCUUAUUCUCUCUGGCACUUAACAGUCAUUUAAUUGCUAUUUUGCAUUACAAGGUCUUUCUGUGAGAGAGCAAGACCGUGUGUGUGUGUGUGCGCGCGUAUGCGUGUGCGUGCAAAAGGACGUGUCUGCUAAGUUGUUCCUCAAACUUCAGACUAAGCCAGUAUCAAUGUUUUUAAUGCUGCCUUUCUUCUCGACUUCAAACCUGGUCUCACCUGUCCACAGUUUUCAUGUCAGACUUUUCCUCUUCUGUGUUAGAGUGCAGACAGACAGACAGAAGGACAGACAGACAGAAGGACAGACAGGUGAAAUCCCCUGAUAUAAGAUGUCAGAGUGUCAGAGCCUCACACUCAGUGAAUGAUCACAGCCUCCAGAGAGAAUGGUCCAAACUUCACCCUCAAAGUUCAGGUACAAACUGACAUGUGUUCAUGGAGGUCAGCUGUCAACUGUCGUUGUACCAAACCAUGGUUUGGAGUCUAAUGCCUGUGUCAUAGAGAGAGAAUGUUUGUCACUGUAGUUUCAAUAAUAAAGAAACUGAUCCGGGCUGGUGCUGGUCUCCUGUGGUUGAAUGAUAAUCCACCUUAUUAUCAACUCUGAUAAUAAGGUGGAUUAUGGCUGGUUGAAAAUAAAAGUUCAACUGUUGGUGAAAGCAACGCAUCAGUUUCACAACAGUGUUAAAGUCUGAUUACGUUCUUGGGUGAUAUGAAAAGUAAAGGCUUGUCUCUCACACACACACUCACACACUGUUCACAAUGACUGUUGGUACCACAGUCAUAAAACAUGAUAUAUCCUUUAUGGCCCUCUCUUGAUGACCUGAUUUGUCCCGGAGCCUGACAUUCCAAACUCCAAUUUCAUAUGUUCCUCCAGUCUUUCAAAGGUCGUCAGACCCAGAUUAGAAGAAUAUUUGGUUGGUGUUUUUCAUGUGACUCAAAUUUCCUCUCAAACUGGUGUGCCUGCAUCACAGCAAGAAGGUCAGCAGUUUGAUCCUCAUGCAGUCAAAGUAUCCUCACAAGCAAUAGUCAUUUUCAUGUCUCCACUAGUAUAUAUCUGUAUAACAGAUGUCUUUUGUCAGCUUUAACAAAUACUCCCCGACACCAUGGAAACAUGUACUUCAUCACAUCUCUGACACUUCAUCUUCACUGUCCCGCUCUUGUAUUAUCACUACAGCAUGGCUGUGUUGUUGCUCAGUGCCAGUCUGCCAACGUUCACUUUCUGUUCGAUGCAUUGCCAGUCCACUCCCCUGCACGUCACUAGAGUAUGUGUGCUGUAACAGUCUCCAGAUGUUGUAAUCUGUUGUAUUCUUUAAUGACUAAGGUUCAACCACAGUGUCAUGUUACCCCCAAUUAUAUAAUAGUAAUGUUAAGAAGCAGAAGAAGAAGUCCUUUUGAUCAUUGAGAUCAAUGUUGUUAAAGCUGGGAACUGAAAGAGAGGCAGGAGGAGGAGUAAAAAGAGGGAGGAGUGAGAAGUAGAAAACAGAGGGAAAGGGAGGUGAAACUGAGAGACCAUCUGUCUUCUCUCACACAGAGUUCUCACACUUCUUACACUUCUCACACACACUCCUCCAACUCCUGCGGGUGAGAACGCAGCUGCAGAUGUGUGUUGGACGAAGCGUGCAGGAGACACACUCCUCAGAGAACACCUUCAUAUUUGACUUCGCAGUCUGGAUCGUGGAAGACUCUGCUCCACUUGUGUGGGUUUCCUCAUCUGCUCUGGGAUUUCAUCAGGAAUCGAUCUGCAUCGAUCUGUAAUGGCUUUGAAUCUUCGGGAAAAAAUCAGUUGUUUUCACUGCGUGACUAGGACCUGAGGGUCUAAGACACCAUGUGAUCAUGCAGACUCUGCCAUGUGGAGAGAGAGCUCAGGUCUCAGGAUUGGCCUUCUGUGUCUUGUCUGUCUGGUUUUCCUGCAGCUUCAGGCAACUAACCCACCCUGCUCUCAAAUGAUGACGACGGCGGUUCAGUCUCUCAUCGAGUCCCCCCAGCUGAAGGUGAAUUUGGGCGGCAAACUGUACACACCCAGCCUAGAAGACUACAAGCAGAACUGUCCCAGCUCCACCUUUCAGUGUUUUGCUGAAGAAAUGAGAGUCCUGACAGAGGAGAUAGAGCAUGUGAAGAAAAGUCAACCAUUCAAGAUCGACAACAAAUUGAAGAAACUGGCAGCUGCCUUCAAUCAGACGGAGAACAUGUGUCCUCAGUGUGAAGUCUACACAGAGCAGGAUGUGAGGACGUUUCUCAGCAAUCUCAACACUGUGCUCACCCUAAUGAACAGCCAAUAUUGCACACGGUCACACAUUGUUCUGUUGUAAUAUCAGUUGUAUUAUUGUUUGUUUUUCUGUCAUGAGAAUAUGGUCUGUACCAGAUAUUAUUUAGUGGUGUUGGUAACAGUUGGUGACAUUUAACUAACAUCAACAAUAUAUCUUAUUAAUAAUAUUAUCUCAUUAAACUAAUGCCAUUGAUAUCAUGUUUAGUACAGUGGGAAACAAUAGACAAACUGUAAAAAGUGAACAGACUAUGCAUUAGAAGAGUCACCUUAGUUACAGCUGCACUUCAGGGACACAGUCAGUGAUGCCUUGACUUCAUCUUGCCUGGACAUACAGUAGAAGACAAGACGUGUAGACUUCAGACAGUGUUGUACGUGUUUUAUUGCCAUCUUCUAAAUAAACAACACAGUCUGAUUACGUCAGAUUUUAAGAUGUGCAACAAACUUUUUAAAACUUUAUAACAAACCAAGUAAGACAUGAAAAUAAAAAGACAAAUC
Cynoglossus semilaevis (tongue sole) is the source of this 11078-nucleotide messenger RNA. RefSeq names its product pleckstrin homology domain containing, family G (with RhoGef domain) member 2 (gene plekhg2). Gene Ontology annotation, molecular function: guanyl-nucleotide exchange factor activity; small GTPase binding. The record is from RefSeq and is a predicted model, not a curated record. Gene Ontology annotation, biological process: regulation of actin filament polymerization. Bases 378 to 7583 code for a protein of 2401 amino acids. Lineage: Eukaryota; Metazoa; Chordata; Actinopteri; Pleuronectiformes; Cynoglossidae. The transcript has 25 exons.